AUGACAAUUCCAAUAGAUUUAUAUGCUAGAAGAGACUGCAGAGUUACCAGUACAGCAGGUAAUUGUACAACUAAUCCCAAAGCCAUUUCUGGAACUUGGUUUCCAGUAAAGGCCCAGAGUUCAAUCCAAGACAAUGACGUCAGCUUUAUUACUGAAAUGGAAGAGAGUUGUAACGAGCUUCCGUUGAAAGUAGAUGUUCAAGUCAGACUUCACACUGGAUCAGACUUUAUUUUUCCGGGGAGUGGUAUAACUCAGAGAACGGAUGAUUCCGACAGUCCCUAUGGAGGGGUAGUGUAUAAGUAUAAAGCUGAUUCAAGUAUCAGGAUUAUGGUCCCUAAAAGAGAAAACGGGAAAGCAUCGGGUGUUUCAGUCUUCUCAGGUGAAUCGUCUUGGAAUGGUGUUACCCAGGUGAACGAGACAGUUGCAGAUGUCAGAUAUCGUGUAUGGUGUAGAUGUAACUUUCCCACACCUGCUUUUGAAUCCAAUUGGACAAAUAUAGAUGUGAAAAACAAGAAUUACUUGGAGUUCAGUCAUGGAUUAGGAAUCAUGCCAGAUAUGGUUAUUGUACAGCUUCGUCACGGUUCAACCGACCAAGACUGGGUAACCGACGUCAUGGGGUCGAUGUCUACGUCAAGGACUGGGAAAGAAAAAAGUGGUUUAAUAUACGCAUACAACUCCAGGACUGUCAGGAUUUGGGCACCAGAUAAAGGGAACUUGUUUAACCUCGCUGACGGAUGGGGACUGUCCACCGAUAAGGACACUAUCAUUUCCGGUCAGGUGAAAAUUUAUGUCUGGAGCUACCUGAUGAACAUAAAGAGUAAAAUCAUAACAAUCGAUAGCAGUACAUCAAUUCCAAAUCUUCAAGUUCCCUUACCUGUCCAAUUAAAUGUUGACCAGGACAUUUUAUACUUUACAAUUUCACCCACAAGUGGAGAAAAUAGAGGGUUUGCAUUUUCCGGAAUGGGAUCCGUUCAAAACGCUGACCCAAAUACACAAUACGGAGGAGUGAUGUAUUCGUACUCCUCAGACAAAAUCAGACUUUGGCGCCCAAAGUUAGACGGACGUCACUUCCUGGUCUACGUCAGCAGUGACUGGGGCGGGGGACACCAUACACAGUCAGCUGAGUCCGUUAUUGCCCGGAUAUCCGUGUGGAAAGCUGGACAAAUAUGUCUAAUUCCUCCGAGCCAACGAACCACUCCAACAACGACGAAAUCAUACACAACAACUUUGAUGACGUCAUAUUCAUCUAUAAAUGUGGGGAAUUCCUCAGUUAGAGAUUUAAAGAAGGAAGAAUUGUGGUACGAUCGGUCUGUGACGGUCCCUGUUCUCUGGCUGGUAGUGGGAGGAGGCGGACUUUUAUUGAUUAUUUUCCUGUCGAUAUCCAUUUACUGUUUAUGUAAAGAGAAGUCAUCAAACGAGGUUUUUCCGCAUAACGAUGCAGACGCUUAAAAUGUAAAACCUGACUUUGUUGAUG
Molecule: messenger RNA, 1474 nt
Organism: Saccostrea cuccullata (small rock oyster)
Lineage: Eukaryota; Metazoa; Mollusca; Bivalvia; Ostreida; Ostreidae
Exons: 10
Coding region: 1-1449 (482 amino acids)
Source: RefSeq, a predicted model, not a curated record